AUGGUCAAGACUCUGUUUCUGGUCAGGCACGGCGAGGCGCUGCACAACAUCGAGGAGCAGAAGGCCCGAAAGGCGGCCUCCGUCAGGGCAGAGGCCCAGGGCCUGGAGAGCGGCUCCGAGGCCUGGAAGGCCGCCGUGGAGGCGGCGAGGAAGGCGUGCCUCACGGCGGAGGGGCUGCGGGACGCGGCGCUCUCGGACGCGGGCAGGGCGCAGGCGGCACUCUCCAGGACGGAGCUCGAGGAGCUCACGAGCGCCUCCUCGGGCCUGCCGGCGCCGGCCCGCGUCCUGGUCUCGCCGCUGCAGAGGACUCUGCAGACGGCUGCGCACAUGUUCCCCGGGCACGGCGCCACCCAGGUCUGCGAGGACCUGCGCGAGCGCGAGACGUGCCUGCCGUGCGACACGCCCAGCCCGCCGCGGGACAUGAUGGGCUGCGAGCUGUUCUCGCACAUGGACUUCCGUGACCCGCUGGCGACCCGCGCGGUCGGUGGCCCCUGUGGAGAGGAUAAUGCUCUGCUGCGGCGGCGGAUUCGACGCUUCGUCCAGGAGGGCAUCGCCACCAUGCAGGAGGACGUGCUGUGCCUCGUGACUCACAAGGCGUACCUCCGUGAGCUGGAGCGAGGGGUUCUCGGCCAUCCUGGGGCCUCGGAGUUCGGGUGUGGCGAGGUGCGCGUCUACGACGUGGCCCUCGCCGCGGACGGCACCGUCGCGGCCGUCCUGCGCCACAGCCGGGCGUGCCCCUGGGAGCCGCCGGCGGCAGAGGAGCCCCGCCCGCGGUCGCCGCAGGCGGGCUACACCGGGUGCGUCCCGCAGAGCCCGCCGUCGCCGGUGGCCAGGGAGUCUGCCAGGCCGUUCGAGGGCAGCAUGGUGCAGGUCUUCUAG
This is a messenger RNA of Prorocentrum cordatum, 879 nucleotides long. The record is from the annotation of a GenBank genome assembly. NCBI's taxonomy places the organism in Eukaryota, Dinophyceae, Prorocentrales, Prorocentraceae.